CAAACCGGAAGUCCGCAGCGCCGCCAGUUUCUCUGGAUGGAAUGGGGCUCGCGAGAAAUAGCAGUAAGAUUUGAAAUGAGUUGAACUGUUUGCAGAAUAUAAACGCAACUUGUCUCAGAAUUGAAGAGUGAUCGGGGUGAAAUGAAACGCGAUGUCCGGAUACUGCUGCUGGGGGAGCCCAAAGUGGGCAAAACCUCUCUCAUCAUGUCUUUGGUUGGAGAGGAGUUUCCCGAGCAGGUUCCCCUCCGUGCAGAGGAGAUCACCAUACCUGCUGACGUCACACCUGAGAAAGUGCCCACACACAUAGUGGAUUAUUCAGAAACUGAGCAGACUGAUGACGUGUUGAGGGAGGAGAUCGUAAAGGCCAAUGUUGUGUGUGUGGUCUAUGAUGUAACACAAGAGGAAACCAUCGACAAGAUCAGGACUAAGUGGAUACCGCUGGUUAAUCAAGGCGCAGAAAAAGGCAGCAAGAUUCCCAUCAUCCUUGUGGGCAAUAAGUCUGACCUGCGUUCUGGAAGCUCCAUGGAAACCAUCCUGCCCAUCAUGAACCAGUUUUCUGAGAUCGAGACCUGUGUAGAGUGCUCGGCUAAGAAUCUGAAGAAUAUUUCUGAGCUCUUCUAUUACGCCCAGAAGGCCGUUCUACAUCCGACUGCUCCACUCUACGACCCUGAGGACAAACAGCUGAAGCCGCAAUGUGUCCGAGCCCUCAGUCGGAUCUUUAGUAUCUCAGAUCAGGACAAUGAUCACAUUCUCAGUGAUGCUGAACUCAACUGUUUUCAGAAACUGUGUUUUGGGAAUCCACUGGCUCCUCAGGCUCUAGAGGAUGUUAAAACAGUUGUGUGGAAGAAUACUAGUGAAGGAGUCCAGGACAAUGGACUCACUCUAAUCGGGUUCCUGUUCUUGAACACGCUCUUCAUUCAGAGGGGACGUCAUGAGACCACCUGGACCAUCCUGCGUAGAUUUGGUUACGAUGACACAAUGGAGCUUACCGAUGAUUUCUUGUACCCACCGUUACGUGUUCCUGUCGGUUGUACGACAGAGUUGAAUCAUCUGGGUCAACAGUUCCUGCAAAGGCUCUUUGAUAAAUAUGAUGAGGAUAAAGAUUCUGCUCUCUCUCCUGAUGAGCUCAAAAAUCUGUUUAGUGUUCUACCCUACAUGCCCUGGAGUUCGGCGGUGUACAGUAAUGUCCCCCUAACCGAGGAGAGCUACAUCUCCCAACACGGCUACUUCUGCCAAUGGAUGUUAUCUGCUUAUCUGGACGUCCACCGAUGUCUGGAGCAUCUGGGCUAUCUCGGCUACCCAAUACUAAUGGAGCAAGAAUCUCAGACCUCUGCCGUCACAGUAUCGAGAGAAAAGGGGAUAGACCUGGACAAAAGACAGACCCAACGCAACGUGUUCCUCUGUAAAGUGAUCGGUCCCCGCGGAACGGGAAAGACAGACUUCCUUCAGGCUUUCCUGAAGCGGAGCAUUGUGAGAAAGGAACGUAACCCUGGUCCUCCAUCAGUGUACGCCAUCAACACAGCCUCAGUAGCCAAUCAGGAGAAGUAUCUCAUCCUGGAGGAGGUGGAUGUGGAAACAGAGUUUUUAAAAGCAGCGGAUGCGGCAUGUGACGUGGCGUGUCUGAUGUAUGAUGUCAGUGACCCCGAAUCAUUCAACUACUGUGCUAGUAUAUAUAAGCAACACUACAUGGACAGCGGGAUCCCAUGUGUGGUGCUCGGCUCUAAAGCCGAUCUAGUAGAAGUGAAACAGCAUCAUGGCAUGAGCCCGUCCGAAUUCUGUUACAAACAUCGUCUGCCUUCACCUCUACACUUCUCAGCGCUGCUUUCAAACACACACACAAAUAUCUACAACAGACUUGCCUGGGCUGCCAUGUACCCACACCUGAAUGGAUCAGACAUGAACAGCACUUCCUUCUGGCUGCGUGUGACUUUGGGAGCCACAAUAGCAGCCAUGUUGGGCUUCGCUCUCUACCGAGCCUUCAGCCGGCACAAAUAGUGACACGUACAGAUAAAACACACACUCCCUCGUUUCCUUACUGAGUCAUUUGUGGCUCAACUGGUACAUUAAGUCCAAAACUUCACAGUGAUAAACCAGCAGUAUAAAGAUUUUUUUUAAGUUUGACUGGAGUAUCACACACAUACAGUACGUUUACACAUACUCGAAACGUAAGGGCAAAUUGAUAAGGUUUUACUAUGAGGCCUGAAUCAUAAAAACAUGGAAGUGUUUGACCUUACAGUUCUUCACUUCCAGGGACAUUUUUCCAAAUUCAUGUCAUAGCCACACAUGUGCUGUAAUGAGGAGUGAUAUUAAGAAAUGAUUUGAUAGGUGUAUGCUUUUUUAAUUGCACUUGAAAUGUAUUUUAGAGAAUGAGAAAUAAGUAUGGAUCAAGAGUAUAUUCCAUGGGAAUUAAUUCAAACUAGGAUUUUGUUCAUGGACCAUGUGUUUGGUCGCUUCUCAGUGCUGGAGUCACUUAUCGUGUUUUGUCUUGGCAAAUGCAAGUAAUACUCAAGUUUAACCCAGAUUUCUCUUGUUUGAAUUUUUUAGAAAUUAAAGGACUAUUCAGGCUUGCGCAUUAUUGAUAGGGUUUGUGGCAUGCUGUCUAUUUCCACAAAAUAAAAUAUGAGAGCUUUCAAUUGAA
Messenger RNA from Triplophysa dalaica, 2638 nucleotides. It is a transcript of the gene rhot2, whose product is annotated as ras homolog family member T2. The coding region runs from base 142 to 1995 and encodes 617 amino acids. Gene Ontology annotation, molecular function: GTP binding; calcium ion binding; GTPase activity. Gene Ontology annotation, cellular component: mitochondrial outer membrane. Lineage: Eukaryota; Metazoa; Chordata; Actinopteri; Cypriniformes; Nemacheilidae. The record is from RefSeq and is a predicted model, not a curated record. Gene Ontology annotation, biological process: mitochondrion organization; regulation of mitochondrion organization; small GTPase-mediated signal transduction. The transcript is spliced from 19 exons.